This is a messenger RNA of Petromyzon marinus (sea lamprey), 4642 nucleotides long. RefSeq names its product WD repeat domain 26 (gene WDR26). Gene Ontology annotation, cellular component: GID complex. Gene Ontology annotation, molecular function: protein binding. Lineage: Eukaryota; Metazoa; Chordata; Hyperoartia; Petromyzontiformes; Petromyzontidae. Gene Ontology annotation, biological process: proteasome-mediated ubiquitin-dependent protein catabolic process. The record is from RefSeq and is a predicted model, not a curated record.
GUGACGUCGCGGUGACGUCACGGCCAGCUGAGCAGCAGCAGCAGGAGGAGGAGGAGGCGACGUCUACCGCCGUCGCCACUCCGCCGCGCUCCCCUUUUUAUUUUUAUUUAUCUUUAAUUUUUACAAAACAUUUUUUCCGCCGUUGCGACUUUGCCCUCCCCCCCCCCCCUCGCGCGUCGCGCUCGGCAGUACUCUGUUCUCGUAUGCUCAAUUGUUAGCGCUGGGUUUUUGUUGUUGUUGGCUGUUGCUACUCGCCGUUGGCGGUCGAUAGAGCCGGUGGUCUUGUUCGGUGCUAGAGACCCACACACCGCGACACACACACACAACGUAUAACGACGACGACAACAUCACCAUACAACAGCCACAGUCAUUUUUUAUUAUUUAAUUCAACCCAUCGUUCGCGGGCGGCCGUGGCGCAGCUGGCUCUGGCAGCUGGGUGACGCACGGCACCCGUCACGGCGCGCAACUCUGGCCUCCUCUUCAGACUCCGAGGCCGGUGGAGCUUCCCCGCCGCCCCGCAAGAAACAGCGGCUCGGCCCGCCGGGCAUGCAGGCCAACGGCGCCGCCUCGACCACCUCCGCCUCCUCUACCACCACUGCCGCCGGAGCCGCCGCCUCCUCCUCCUCCUCCCCGUCCGCGUCCACGUCGUCGUCCUCCUUAGUCGCCGCCGCGGCAGCUUCAAGCUCGGCACGAAACGGAGAGAGCAGCGCCGAAGAAGUCUCGGCGUCGCCGCCGACGCCACCCGGACUCCCAACUGCGGGAGCUGGAGGAGGAGGAGGAGGUGGUGGUGGUGGUGGUGGAGCUGGAGCUGGAGGAGGAGGAGGAUCGUCCUCUCGACCCGGUUCGCCUCCCCAAGCCAACGGGGUUGGCGGGGGCUCAGCUGCCGGGUUGGGGCCGGCGGGGGCGGCCGCCAGACGGAAGAAGAGGCUGUCGCAGACGGACGAGGACAUAAUCCGUCUGGUCGGGCAGCACCUACACGAGAUGGGGCUCAGCCAAACUGUGGACCUGCUAAUGCAGGAAUCCGGCUGUAGGCUCGAGCAUCCUGCAGCCACCAAAUUCCGCAGCCAUGUCACGGAUGGCGAGUGGGAGAAGGCUGAAGCUGAUCUAAAUGAGCUGAAACCUCUUGUGCAUUCGCCCAACGGAACCGUGCGCAUGAAGUUCCUCCUCUUGGAGCAGAAGUACCUGGAGUACCUGGAAGAUGGCAAGCUGUUGGAGGCAUUGCAGGUGCUGCGCCAGGACCUCACCCCUCUCAAGUACAACACGGAGCGAAUUCACAUGCUCAGUGGGUACCUGAUGUGUAGUAAUCCAGAGGACCUUCGAGAGAAGGCUGGCUGGGAGGGCAAGGGGCCUCUCUCCCGUGCCAAAUUACUGGACAAGCUUCACACAUACUUGCCUCCUUCGGUGAUGCUGCCACCACGCCGCCUGCACACGCUGCUGCACCAGGCUGUGGAGCUGCAGCAGGACCGCUGCCUAUAUCACAACACGCGGCUAGAUCCCAGCCUCGACUCUGUGUCGCUGCUCAUCGAUCACAUGUGCAGCAAGAAGCAGUUUCCAUGCAACACACGCCAGGUGCUCACGGAGCACUGCAAUGAGGUGUGGUACUGUAAGUUUUCCAAUGAUGGCACCAAGCUGGCCACCGGCUCCAAGGACUCCACUGUUAUUAUAUGGCAGGUGGACCAGGAGAGCUUCCAGCUAAAGCAGGUGCGUACGCUGGAGGGACAUGCCUACGGCGCGUCCUACCUGGCGUGGAGCCCCGACGACGUGCACAUCAUCGUGUGUGGCCCUGACGACUGCUUCGAGCUCUGGCUUUGGAAUGCACAGACCGGUGAGCUAAGAGUGAAGAUGUCUCAGUCCCAUGAAGACAGCUUGACAUGCGCUGCCUGGAACCCCGACUGCAAGCGCUUUGUGACAGGAGGGCAGCGGGGACAGUUCUACCAGUGUGACCUGGAUGGAAAUGUGCUGGACUCGUGGGAGGGCGUCCGUGUACAGUGCCUCUGGUGUCUGGGCGACGGCAAGACCAUCCUGGCGUCGGACACGCACCAGCGGAUACGCGCGUACAACUUUGAGGAGCUCACCGACCGAAAUAUUGUACAAGAAGACCACCCAAUAAUGUCUUUCACGGUGUCAAAGAAUGGGAGACUUGCACUGCUAAAUGUAGCAACUCAGGGAGUGCACCUUUGGGACCUGCAGGACCGCGUGUUGGUCAGGAAGUACCAGGGAGUGACGCAGGGCUUCUAUACCAUCCACUCGUGCCUGGGCGGCCACAACGAAGACUUCCUGGCCAGCGGCAGUGAGGACCACAAGGUGUACGUGUGGCAUCGCAAGCGGGAGAUGCCGAUUGCGGUGCUGACGGGGCACACCCGCACAGUGAACUGUGUGAGCUGGAACCCGGCAGUGCCUGGCAUGCUGGCCAGCGCCUCCGACGACGGCACGGUGCGCAUCUGGGGGCCAGCGCUCGACGCCGACGACAUCGAAGAUGGGCUGUGCAGCAUGGAAAGCUGACAUGAUGUGGGCAAAGAAGCCAUGUGGCAACAUCUGCAGCACCCAGCCGGGUCCCUGACACUGAGGCCAAAGCACUCGGUCUUGCUGUCCACCACCAAUAUCACAACAGCCACCAAGGAGCACUCAGUUGAAGCAAGUGAUGUCUUGUUGUUACGAGUUACACAUUUCUUCUUGUUGCGUUAACUUAACGGCUUCACAUGUGUAUAUGACUGGCUGAGCAGCAGUCAUAUUUUGCCCUCAUUUUUUAGCAUGGUGCGUCUUCUGAUACAAAAUUCCUUUUGAGACUCGCCAAAGUGCAAGGUCACAACUUGACGCAAACCGUAUAAAUAUAAUGGGAGUUUUUGGCUCAAAAUGCUGCCAUCUUACAUAACACAACAUGAACAUAUUCUGGUCCCCAAAAAGCCCAGUCUGUACAUAGCCACUACCUGGAAAGUAUUCCAGAGGAAAAAAAAAUGCCCGAGUUUAUUUCAGCUGGUGGAUAAUGGAAUGAAGUUGGUUAACAGUGUGUAGUAGUUGUUUGUAAGACUGGUAAUAACUCAUUUUCACUGUCUUAGCCCCUGUUUUCUUCUGUGCUGAGUUCUAAAAAGGACACCAGUCAUUUAAACCACAACAUGGCUUUGGCACUUUGAGCUUUUGUAUACUUUUGCGUUUUUCCUCAGAAUUUUUAUUGCAGUGUUUUAAACUUUUAUGGAGGCUUGUACAUUAUGCUACAAUGCUAAAAAUGGGGGGUUAAUGGGGGUUCAUGUUUGGUAUGAUUAAAAAAAAAAUCAUUUGUGGAACGGUGGUUUAGACUACUUGUUUAAAAGUGUAUGCAAUGUUUAAAAAGUUUAAUAAAUCGCCACUAGAACAUUUCCAGUUUUAAUUGUAUAACCACUUGACCAAUUGUACAAAAUCACAACAUUAAAUCAACUGCAGUGUCAAACCAAAAGUAUUAUGGAAAUUUUAAAAUGUUUAAAAUACAGAAGAUGGCACUAGGCAGCCUCAAAACAUUCAUUCAUUUUAUGAUUACUGCAACAAUACCGCCUAUUUUCUGUACAGCAUUUGUAAACCACAAACUGAGGGGGAGCAACAGCUUCACCAUUCACAACCCAGAAGAGGUGCAGCUUGUUGUGAUGUCUUGUAACUCAAGCCCCUGCUGCAUCUGAUUCCCUUGGAAUGUUCACACCUCUCCAACUGCAGAUGGCAGACUUAUUAUUGGGUAUCUGACGUUCAGAUAAACAUCCUGAGGUUUUUGAACCACUCUUUGUAUUAGUACACUCAAUCCUGACCUUGCUGUUGGGUCUCGGGCCACCUGCCUUGGCAGACCAAUUGAACAUUGCUUGUGGACCAGAAAUUGUGGAAACACGGAGUGCGCUUUGGGGAAAAAAGUGGAUAGUGUCAUUCACCACAAACUUAAUUUUUCUUCAUCUUGGUCUUGUCAUUUUUCCAUUUCAUUCGCUGACCAAUGUAAGGAUCAUGCUGCAAAUUAAAGACAAGUCACAUUAGAAAGCAAUAUCUGGAACAGGGCCAAUAGCAUUUACAUUUUAUGAAAUAAUACAAGUAGCCAGAAACAGAUCCAAACUGAUAUGUCUAGGUCAAUUUACAGUGGGCCUGUCAGUCUUUACUGUGUAUAUUAGCCAAAUAAACAACUGCUGUUGAAAGGUUUGUCCACAACAGUUAUUUGAAAAGCCACUCGUCUACUUGCAUGAAAAACAAUACAUAGGUGAAUACAAACCAUAACCCAUUUCAAUAUUAAAAGAAGGAUGUGGCACAUGCACACAUGCUGACACUAAUAAAAAAGCAUACAAAAUCUACUAUAUCCAUACGUUAAUGUAUAAAUGUUCACGGUGCUUGCAGAAUAUGAACUAUACCUGUAUAAAUAGAUGAAAAAGCUGACCAGCUGAUAACCCAGCUUCACCAUAGCCUCCUUCAUGCUGGAUUUGAGUUGUCCACGGUUGUGGAUUUCUGUUGGGUCAUACAGACCCAUGUUUCCACUUGGAAUGUUGAGAUACCUGUGCCAUCAGAAGAGAAGCAGGGAUAUACACAGGUAUUUUUCUGAACCUGCAUAUUUGCUUCACUAUGCAGUAUCCAUUUCGUCUAAAGAUGGUCAAGUAUUACAAAACAACUCUACGUAUGUACAUUAAAGUACCUUUUAUGUCAA